AUGACUGUGGGUGAUACAAAUAAAAAUUUACCUUGGGUAGAGAAAUACAGACCAUCAAAGUUAGAAGAUUUGGUGUCUCAUGAUGAUAUAAUCAAAACAAUUAGUCAGUUCAUGAAAGAGAAUCAAUUACCACAUCUAUUAUUUUAUGGACCACCAGGUACUGGAAAGACAUCAACAAUUUUAGCUUGUGCCAAACAAAUGUACACGCCACAGCAAUUCAAUUCUAUGGUGCUUGAAUUAAAUGCAUCGGAUGAUAGAGGAAUUGGAAUUGUGAGGGGUCAAAUUCUCAGUUUUGCUUCAACUAGAACAAUAUUUAAGGCUGGACCAAAGUUAAUUAUAUUAGAUGAAGCAGAUGCUAUGACAAAUGAUGCUCAAAAUGCUCUCAGAAGGAUAAUAGAGAAGUACACGGACAACGUUAGGUUUUGUAUAAUUUGCAACUACCUGGGUAAGAUCAUCCCGGCAUUGCAGUCUCGAUGCACGCGCUUUCGUUUCGCGCCUCUGCAACAGAAUCAGAUUGUGCCACGCUUACAGGAUAUCGUUGCUAAGGAAAAUGUAAAAAUAACUGAAGAUGGGAUUAAGGCCCUUCUUACAUUAUCAGGCGGCGACAUGCGAAAAGUCCUUAAUACGUUGCAGAGCACGUGGCUGGCGUAUCGUGAAGUGACGGAGGACAACGUGUACACGUGUGUGGGACAUCCACUUCGCUCCGAUAUCGACAAUAUACUGAACUGGUUAUUAAAUGAAAACGAUUUUGCUGCCUGCUUCAAACAUAUACAAGAUUUAAAAAUUCUAAAAGGUUUGGCCCUUGGGGACAUUUUAACAGAGAUUCAUACAAAAAUUCAGAGAGUGAAAUUCCCGCCAGAGGUUUUAGUGUCGCUGCUUAUUAAAAUGGCCGACUCAGAAGCAAGACUUGCUAGUGGUUGCAGCGAACGAAUUGAACUGGCAGCACUCAUUGCCUCAUUCCAACUUGCCAGGGAACAGAUUGAUAUUAGCUCCCUAUCGACGUCUUGA
This is a messenger RNA of Parnassius apollo (apollo), 1008 nucleotides long. The record is from the annotation of a GenBank genome assembly. Lineage: Eukaryota; Metazoa; Arthropoda; Insecta; Lepidoptera; Papilionidae.